GUCGAACGCUCAUAAAUAGUUGGAUAUUGCUGAAUUUACCCAUCGGAAAUGACGAAAAUCAGUCUUUUCUCGAGAUAAAGCAUUACCGCAAUCAGAGAUAUCGUAUUUAUAAAUUUAUAAUAAAAAGAGGCGACAUGCAAUCAUGUUUUCGGAAUGCGGGGAUUGGUAGCACUCGCUCGCGAUGGCUCUCGGAACGAUUUAAAUCGCCUCGGUGUCAAGUACGCUGAAAGAUCCCUUGAUACCGGGAAGUAAGAUGCAGUCUUUCGGCAAUGAUACCCUGUUUGCCUGCAUAAACGUUGAAAGGAGACACAGGAUUUCACAGGAACAAAGCGCAGCCGUCGUACGGGAAGAGAACAGUGACUUGGAUAAAUAUUUCAAACAGAGUCUGUUGUUCUCGGAGUUUGUCGCUGGUGACGACGAUGUCGCAGAUAAAUCAAAACAUCCCGCGAGUAGCCCGAAGGAAACGGGAGAGAAGAAUGAAUCAGAUUUUGGAAAGUAUUUCGAGGACAGUAUUAUAUUUUCCCGAACGAGCGGCAGAAAGAAAAUUUCCUCGGCAUCAAGUAUCUUGAGACAGAAUGGGAUGCUGGUAUCUCAGAAGAGUUGGAGCUCUUGCAAAGCGAGAAAACGGGACGUUAGUACAAACAAUUCGAAGGAGCAUUCUUCGAGUAUAGGUAAUGUCGGAAGAAAACACGAUUCUGAUGCUCAAGCUGUUCGCAAGAAUAAGGUGCAAGAUGCUGUGCGUGAUGUUGUGGCAUCGUUGAUUAGCAACAUGUACAAUAAAGAAGACAAUAUUAUUUUGUCUCCACCACUUUGUACUCAGGAUCGAUGCAAACUGGCAUCAUGGGGUUUGCCAUCAAAUAUUCUUCAGAAAUAUAUUGCUCGUGGACUGGAAUGCAUGUUUGCGUGGCAAGUGGAGUGUCUGUCGAAUCACAAAGUAAUGCAAGAGAGGAAGAAUCUCGUAUAUUCCGCGCCUACAUCAGCAGGAAAGACUCUCGUUGCUGAAAUCCUCUUGAUCAAAACCAUUUUAGAAAGGAAGAAGAAAGUGAUCUUUAUUCUACCUUUCGUCUCGGUUGUUAGGGAGAAGAUGUAUUACUUGCAAGAUUUACUGUCUGACAGUGGUAUAAGGGUGGAAGGAUUUAUGGGAGGAGCAGUACCACCUGGAGGAUUUGCCACCACUCACGUUGCAGUGGCCACUAUAGAAAAGGCAAAUUCUUUGGUGAAUCGUCUAAUGGAGGAGAACGACCUGAGUAGCUUAGGAGCUGUGAUAAUAGACGAGCUGCACCUACUCGGUGAUCCUAAUCGGGGCUAUCUUUUGGAAUUACUUCUAACGAAAUUAAAAUAUAUGACUAUUCGCAACAAUGACAUUAAUAUACAGUUGAUCGGUAUGUCUGCCACGUUGCCAAAUUUAACUCUAUUAGCCAAAUGGCUAAACGCGGAAUUGUACAAAACCGAAUUUCGUCCGAUUCCUUUGAAUGAAUAUUGCAAGAUAGGAGCAAAUAUAUACGACACCAAAUUGAAUCUCGUCAGAAAAUUAGUGGAAUUGUCGGAAUUACAAGCGGACGUGGAUAACAUUUUGCAGCUCUGUAUCGAGACAAUAAGCGACGGUCAUAGUGUAUUAAUUUUCUGUCCUACAAAGAAGUGGUGCGAGAAACUUGCGGAACAAAUCGCCACGGCUUUCUUCAGAUUAGGUUCGAAGAACACAACGCUCGGCGAGAUGCUGAAGAAAGAGAUCGAUUCUACGUUGAUCCACGAAACUCUAGAGCAACUAAAGCGCAGUCCCAGCGGUCUGGAUAAUGCGUUGAAGAACGCGAUCUCGUUUGGCACUGCUUUUCAUCAUGCUGGACUCACGAUGGACGAGCGCGAUAUUAUAGAAGGAUCCUUUAGAACCGGAUCCUUGAGAGUCCUCAUAGCGACGUCGACUUUGAGCAGCGGAGUAAAUCUACCUGCACGAAGAGUGAUUAUACGAUCGCCUCUGUUUGGUGGCAGCUUGUUGAACACUUUAACUUACAAACAAAUGAUAGGACGUGCUGGUCGUAUGGGAAAGGACAGUGCAGGAGAGAGCAUACUGAUCUGCAAGCCGAAUGAACGUAACGCAGCUGCGUCAUUGCUCUCUGCAAAUUUGGACCCGAUUGAAUCCUGCCUGUGCGAUUCCACGUUGUUAAUAAGAGCGCUCCUGGAGGCAGUGGCCAGUGAAGUUUUAUACACGUCGGAAGAUCUAGAACUGUACACCAAUUGCACCCUGCUAAGCUUCAACGAACGGUCCGACGUGCGAACUUUUUCUAACGAAGCGAUGAAGUUCCUGUUAGAUAAUGAAUUUUUAUUGUUACAGACUACAGAGCGGGAGUCCAGGUGGAUAGCAACGUCGCUCGGGAAAGCGUGCCUGGCCGCGUCCGUGCCACCCAGAGAAGGACUGGUCCUGUUUGAAGAACUGCAGAAAGCCAGACGGUGUUUCGUCCUGGACACGGAGCUGCACGUGAUAUAUCUGGUAACUCCGCUCUCCGCUGGUUGCCAGAUCGGGACCAUCGACUGGAUGACGUUCAACGAAUUGUGGAGCACCAUGUCGGAGAGCGAACGCAGGGUCGGUAAACUCGUUGGAGUAGAGGACCGUUUCGUGAUGUCGGCCAUUAGAGGGGUCGUUAAAUCCGGCAAAUCGUUAAAUAUACAUAAGAGAUUCUACAGUGCGUUGGCGCUGCACGAUUUGGUCAACGAAGUGCCGCUGAAUGCGGUUUGCAAAAAAUACGGCUGCUGCCGCGGCGUACUGCAGACGUUGCAGCAGUCCGCUGCCACGUAUGCGGGUAUGGUUACGCAGUUCUGCAAACAGUUACGCUGGGACUGCAUGGAGCUGUUGGUGAGUCAGUUCCAAACGAGAUUGCAGUUUGGUGUCUGCAGGGAAUUACUGGAUUUGCUACGUCUUCCGAUGUUGAACGGUUUGCGAGCGAGGAGCCUGUACAAACAAGGAAUAACGUGCGUGGCAGACUUGGCCGUUGCUAAUGAGCUUAACGUCGAGCGCGCGCUUUACAAUGCUCUUCCUUUUGAAAGCGAAAAAGAGUACGAAGGGGAAUACGCACUUGAAACUGAAAAAAGGAAUAAGAUGAGAACUGUGUUCGUCACUGGAAGAGAUGGUCUCACGCCCCAACAAGCCGCAAUUUUAUUAGUGCAGGAGGCACGCAUGUUAGUUCAAAAAGAGUUAGGACUCGAACUACCUUGGGAGCAAACUGAGCGGUCUCUGGAGGUAAAUACGUAUUCAGGAAACAUUGAAAACACGUGCAAUACAAGAAACCAAAGUCAGGCGGAUCUUGAUGUAAACAGUUCAAGAUCAACGGAAUCGAAAAUAUCCAUCACGACAAACGUGAUGCACGAAAAAGCAACAAGUAACAAAACUCGAAAGGAUAAUGAUUCAAAACGCGAUGUACAUGCGGGAACUAGCAAAACCGAUGUGUCAGCUAAGAAGAAAACGACAGAAUCAAACGAUCAGUACUUAAAUAAAGCUAUUUUACCAAAAAAAAAUGAUAGAGAAUCGCCCAUACUUUUCGACGUAAGCAUUCCCGAUAUAACAACAGCGAAUGAUAAACGAUUAAAUAUUUCUAAGGAAAAGGGAAGUUCCUGCGAAAUUAGCAAUAAUGCUACGAUAAAGAGAAGCGCCAAAGAUUUAGAUAAAUUAAAUUCGAAUGUUGAUGUGUCCACCAAAAAGCUAAAAAUUUCUAUGAAUGAAACUAGCAAUAACCAUGAGACUCAAAUGAAUAAAAAUAUGAACGUACAGAUUAUAGACGAAGAUGUCAGAUCGUCAUAUUCGAGGAGUCCCAGUCUAUUUGACGACAGUCUGAAUCUUGAUACCCAGUUGUGCAACAUUCUUGAGCAAAAUGUCACGCAUUUGUCGGAAGCGGAAGAUUCUAAGGUACUCACAAGCAAAGUAGACGUCACGGUUACGUCGCAGGAAAAAUCUGCAAGUCCAAGCUUCGAGAAUGCGCAACCGUGCGGAGAAAAUAACGCGGCAAAACUACCCGCAAUGCAUUCGCAACUGAAAAACAGCGUACUGUCGUGGGAUGACGAUUCGUGGAAUGAUUCCGUACGAUUGUUUAAGAAGGUGGUUCAAGAUGAUGAUCAAGAUAUCAAGAAGGAAAUAUCUAAAUUCGAAGUUAAGAACGUCAUAAGCGCGAAGAAUACGAAAACCGGUGCGCAGGACAGCGAAGAAAGUGUAUCACACAAAACGGAUGUCAAAAAACGCGCUGCUACAGUUAGGAAUAAAGCGCCGCGGAAGUCGAAAUUACUGAAAUUAGCAACAGCCGAUUCACCGGUGACGAGUGUGAUUGUCUUCAAUAACGAACGAAAAAUGUCCACGGAUUCGAACAGAUCCGAUUCGGACGACUUCGUCGUCGGUUCGCAACACUUCGACUCUCCGUUUAGUGACAGCAAGAAUCAAACGAGAACGAAGUUGGAGAAAAUACGUAAAAUGCGUUCUCAGAAACUCGUGGAGGACAAGAUGACGGGAAAAAAUCAUUGUUUGGACUCUCCUAUCAGAGAACCGUCGAGAGAAGACAUCGCGAGAGAUAAAACGAGGCAGAGAACGAUGCCGAAGUUGAAGGAAAUUCUGACACGAAAUUUAUUAUUCGCGAAUUGCAGCACGGAUGAUAUUGUAUGCAGUUCCGACGGCGAAUCGGCCAGUCACUCGACGAGAUCCAAGACUAAUAAGCAGUACGAGGCGCGGACAAACACUCCGAGUAAAAAUGUAAAAUCGAAGGUGGAGAUCACACCGCAAUCGAGUAGAAAAGAUUCGUUAAACGAGACGACAGACUGGAAUAUGUUGAAUAUCGUGAAAGUUUCGAGCAAUAGGGCGACCUUUAAUUUGUUUAAACGCGAGGUAUUAAAGAAACAAGAUAUCGCGUUGGCUUUACAUUGCGAAACGUACGUGGAUAACACGAACAACAUAGGCUCGAAGAUUUCUACCACCAACGCGGAGAUAAAACGAAAACUCAGAAGAUCUGAAAAUUACACGUACGAAAACAAAGAGAUUCGCGGCAUUGCGAUAUCUUGGGAGAGCAAUAUCGCGUAUUACAUGUCGUUCAGUAAUUCGCAGCAAGAAUCAAAAGUCUCUGGAAAGGAACAAAUGGCUCUGUUGAAAGAGCUAUUUUCCGAUACAAAUUUGUACUUGAGAUGUUUUGUGGCAAAGGACGUGUUUAAACUUUUAUAUCAUUGCUGCGGAAUUUCUGCCAAAUGCAAAUUUCUUGAUCCAAUCGUUGCACAUUGGUUGUAUACUAACGGCUGCGAGAGAAACUUUAGUGAUAUGGUACUGCAAUAUUUUCCCCAAGGAAAUUCCAUAAUUAAGCGUAUAAAUUCUUGUUGCCAUUUGGGCCCUGGAAUGGAUUCACGAAGUUCAUUACCAGGCGAAUUUAGAUCAGCUGCGGAAGCCGUGCUUACAUGGCACAUGGUCGAUAGUAUUAUGAAUAAAUUGAACGAGCUUAAUCCUGUAUUAAUUCAUACAUUUAGAGAAGUAGAAAUGGGAACCGUAACAAUUCUAGCUUGUAUGGAAUUAUCAGGUAUCGGCGUGGAUACAAAAUCGUUACAGGAAUUGUUAUCGGUUAUCUCAAAUAAAAUGCAAUCUUUAGAAACGAAGGCUUACAAUCUGGCAGGUAGAAAAUUUAAUUUCUCAUCGUCUAAGGAUGUUGGUCAGGUACUAGGACUGUACAAAGAUAAAAAGGUCAGUACAAGCAAAACCGUCUUGGAAAAAUGUGAUAAUCCGAUAUCGAGCCUCGUGAUUUCAUGGCGGAAAUUGAGUGCAACGAAAACGAAAAUGAUCUAUCCGUUACUAAAAUCGGCACAAGAAGAGCCUCGUAUUCGCGGUAACUGUAUCACUUGUACGGUAACAGGACGAGUCUCGAUGCACGAACCAAAUUUACAAAACGUUCCGAAGGAUUUCAGUUUUGACAAUUUAGUCGUGAGCGUAAGAAGAAUGUUCGUACCAGCGCUGGGUAAUAUAAUGCUGUCCGCGGACUAUUGUCAACUCGAGUUACGGCUGUUGACUCACUUUUCACUUGAUUCGGUAUUAUGCGAGAUCAUGAAGCGGCCGGGUGACAUAUUUAAAAGUAUCGCUGCCAAGUGGAACAACGUAACAGAGGAAAAGGUGACCGCCGAGAUGCGUCAGCGCACCAAGCAGUUGUGCUACGGUAUGAUUUACGGUAUGGGGGUGAAAUCACUGGCCGAGAGUCUCUGUAUCGGCGAAUCCGAAGCUCAGGAGUUCCUAGAGACCUUUAUGGGCACGUAUCCUGGUAUAUAUAAGUGGCUGAACGACGUUUUAGAAGACGCGCAUCGCAACGGGUACGUGACGACGUUACUCGGGAGGCGCAGACAGCUGCCGGAUCUAAAGAGUACAAAAUCGUCUGUAAGAGCGGCAGCAGAACGACAAGCUGUGAACACGAAAGUGCAAGGCUCCGCAGCGGACGUAGUUAAGUCAGCUAUGAUAAGUAUAGAGCAGAAGAUACGAUGCGGUUUUCCAGACUCGGCGAUGAUAUUUCCCGAGGUGCAUGCUACUCGCAAAUUAAGAAGCAAUCGAGAGGGGACUCAAAGGGGAGGUUACCUAGUCUUACAAUUACACGAUGAACUGCUAUACGAAGUAAAUUUAGCAGAUCUGAAAGAAGUUGCCGCAAUAAUCAAAGAAUCAAUGGAAAAUGUAUGUCAACUUACUGUGCCAUUACCAGUAGAAGUCAAAGUUGGACCUACAUGGGGCAGUUUAACCGAGUAUGAAUUUUAACAAAGAGCCUGAUCGUAGCGUUAUUAUUCUCAAGUCAAUAUUUUAAUUUUUAUUUAUGAUUAUAUAUUUAAUUGCGUGAAAUAUUUAUAAGCAAAUCAUG
Ooceraea biroi (clonal raider ant) is the source of this 6845-nucleotide messenger RNA. RefSeq names its product DNA polymerase theta (gene DNApol-theta). Gene Ontology annotation, molecular function: ATP binding; DNA binding; DNA-directed DNA polymerase activity. Gene Ontology annotation, biological process: DNA-templated DNA replication; double-strand break repair via alternative nonhomologous end joining. The record is from RefSeq and is a predicted model, not a curated record. NCBI's taxonomy places the organism in Eukaryota, Metazoa, Arthropoda, Insecta, Hymenoptera, Formicidae.